AUGGCUUUCAGAGACUUGCCGUAUCAUGAUCUUCACCUCGUUUUACUGAUGGUAUCUUGUUUCCUUGCCAUUGCUGCAGCCACUGACACCAUAAGAGCUAAUGAAUCUCUCAGCGGCUCUAAAGGUUUGAUUUCUAGUGGAAAUAGAUUCAAACUGAGUUUUUUCAGCCUACCUAAUCGCAGCCUCUGGUAUGUCGGUAUCAUGUUCGAUAUCCGAGAGAUGACUGUUGUAUGGGUAGCUAACAGAAAUAAGCCUCUCAAUGAUUCCUCUGGAACAUUUCAGAUAUCAUCAGAUGGAAAUCUUGUUAUCUUGGAUGGUCAAAAGGAAAUUGUGUGGUCGACAAAUCUUUCAACUUCUGUUUCCAAUCAUAGUGCUGUGCUCUUAGAUACUGGUAAUCUGGUUCUGCAAGAUGACUCCAACAAUAACAUGUAUGUUUGGGAGAGCUUCCAGCAUGCUUCCGACUCUUGGUUAGAGAAGAUGAAGAUUGUUACAGAUUUGGGUAUGAACGAAAAGAACAUACUGACAUCAUGGACAAGUCCGGAUGAUCCCACAUGGAAGUUUCACCAUGACCAAUGUAUGGUAAAUGUGGACCUUUUGGAAGCUGUGAUGCUAAAGACAGGCCAAUAUGUUCCUGCUUUCGGGGAUUCAUGCCAAGAAGCAAGGUUGAGUGGGAGGCAGGAAACUGGACCAGUGGAUGCACAAGGAUAA
Messenger RNA from Salvia hispanica, 708 nucleotides. The record is from RefSeq and is a predicted model, not a curated record. Lineage: Eukaryota; Viridiplantae; Streptophyta; Magnoliopsida; Lamiales; Lamiaceae.